Molecule: messenger RNA, 1686 nt
Organism: Aspergillus homomorphus CBS 101889
Lineage: Eukaryota; Fungi; Ascomycota; Eurotiomycetes; Eurotiales; Aspergillaceae
Exons: 1
Coding region: 141-1529 (462 amino acids)
Source: RefSeq, a predicted model, not a curated record
CUUUUUCAUGCCAGGUCGUGUAUGAAAAUGCUGUAAUUGAAUUGAUUUAUUCUCCUGCACUGCACAUUGCGCGGGUAGCGACAUCCUUACUCUCCCAUUAUCCACUCAUUCCCACCUCAUCCCAACGUCGUCACUCCGAGAUGUCGGCAAUAUUCGCACCAAACAAGGGCGGCCAGCUACUGCCUGUGCCGACCGGAGCUUCCACCUACCACCAGGAUUCUCUCGUUUAUAUUGACCGACAAGCCAAACAGAUCGAGCGCAAGCUGCAGGAUCUCAUCGAUGCUCAAAGCGAGGGCCUUCAGGCCGGUCUGGCGGGCCCACAGUCCAAUGCUACACCCUCCACUAGUGGAAGCCAUACUCCAACUUCGGCGCUGGGAAGUGUCAAGGGUGGGCCCUCUACAGUCCCAGUGAGACAGCCUCUUCCUGAAAAGAUUGGUCUUCGUGCGGCUAGAGAGGGAAUCUUCAACUCCAUUUACGACCUGCUGAAGCUACGAGAGGAAGAGCAUGAGCUACUGAUCGCCCAGGUCGACGAACGGCACAAUGCACUGCAGGAUAUCGAUGGGUUCAACACCAAGCGCGCUGGUUUGGAGGACGCAAUCUCGACAAUUCAGGAGAACAAGGAGGGCCAGCGGACCAGGGAGCUAAGAGAGGAGAGUUACAGGCUGGAGGAAGACAUCCAUGAAAUGGAGACUAGAUUGUCGCAGAUGAAAGCUCGACAACAGCAUGUCAUCCGAGAAUUAUCCCACAUGGAGAACUCGGUGGAAUCCACGCUAUCCUCUUAUAAAGCCUCUUUGUCUCUUUUGGAGUCGAGCGUUCGGAAAUACCUCCAGGAUCCGCCUGUAAGGCCCUUGCCGACCAAGUCGGGUGACGCUACGUUUUUCUCCUUAAACCCCAAACGACGAACUCUCGCUCUGGCACAGGAACACUGGACCAAGGAGCAAGCGGACCUGCGCCAUCGGGAGGGCGAAGUGAAGGCAGAGAUUGAAGCGCUUGAAGCAGGUGGCGGAGUUUGGAAGCAAGUAGUUGGGGAAGUCACCGGUUACGAGAAGCGGCUGAAGUCGAAAAUGCGGCGCUACAUGCAAAAGCAGUCACAACGUCAGAGCCCGACCGACCCUUUGCAGAAUACACCGGAGGAUGAUAUUGCCCGGGAUGUGCUGGAGGAUCUGGGACACACAUCGGAGCGCGUAGAAUACAAAUUAGAACUUGCGGAGAGUAAGAACUGGAAGCUACUCGUCUGUUGCAUUUCUGCAGAGCUCCAGGCUCUGCAUGAGGCACGUCUACUCCUGAUGGAUCUGUUCAAUGUUUCCGACGCCGAUGUCCCGAGGAGGACUGUGGACGGGCGAGCUCGAAAUGGACACUCCGCUAUUGAUGAUGAACACGAUGUCCAUGCUGAUCCGCUCGCGGUGGACAAUCCCGAGCCCCCGGCUGACCUGUUGAGGGAUACAGAAGAACACUCUCAUGGUGCAGUUUCUAGGUCGGAGGAUGAGGAUGAUGAACCCGAUCCUGCCUGGCUGCUCCCAGAGUCGUGAUCUACUUCCAGCACCUGUGUGAUCUUCGUCGAAAACACUAUAUCCUUCUUGUAGCCUGUACUCUCUUAACGCUUUCGGUUUUUCAGCCCAUUCAUUCGAGCCCUCUGGGCCUCGGAACAUGUUUCUUCUCCAGAAUCAAUGUAGCGGUAGAACGGAG